AUGCAAGACACUGGCCAUAUUCUCUUCGACAAUCUGGGAUGCGGCACGAAGCGCCGCCAAAUGCUGGAUGAACAGAUCAAAACCGGCGAGCGGUCUUUCCGUGAUGUGUCUGAGGAGAUGUGGGGAUCUCUACGAGUCCCCUUUGAAGACGGGUUUGAGGUUAUGGAAAAGGAACUCGAGAUCGACACUGGAUUCCAGGGGUUUCACAAGUUCUGCAUUGCCAACGGCAUCGAUUUCAACGUGAUCAGCGCAGGACUGAAACCCAUCUUGCGCAGAGUGCUGGAGACGUUUUUGGGAGAGCAGGCAUCGUCAAUCCAGAUUGUUGCAAAUGACGCCGAUAUCAAAUCGGACGGUUCGGAAUGGAAACCGAUCUGGAGACAUGACACCGAGCUGGGUCAUGACAAGGCCCUUUCGGUCCAGGAAGGUCGCGCCGAGGCCGCCAAGUAUUGCAUUGAUGGCCAGAUUCCCCUGAUCGUUUUCAUUGGCGAUGGUGUGUCCGAUCUUCCUGCUGCCCGUGAAGCCGAUGUCCUCUUCGCGCGCAAGGGCCUUCGCCUCGAGGAGUAUUGCAAGGAAAACAACAUUUCGUACAUUCCUUUUGAGACGUUCACCGACAUCAAGCGGGAGAUGGAGUCGAUCAUGAAAGAAGACCAGGAAAAGACCAAAGGCCAGGGAACUCCAGCUCGGUUCAACCCACGUGCCAACAUGUGGAGAAGGGUUUCCAGCCAGCAAUCCGUUCCUCAGUUCAUCGCCGCCACUCCUUCGAAGGAAGAGAAGAUGUUUCUCUGGCCGGAAGACUUUACGGAGUACCGCCCCAGGGGAAUUCCGGAGGACGUUUACGCUUAA
Messenger RNA from Aspergillus fischeri NRRL 181, 843 nucleotides. Its product is annotated as putative 2,3-diketo-5-methylthio-1-phosphopentane phosphatase. The coding region runs from base 1 to 843 and encodes 280 amino acids. The record is from RefSeq and is a predicted model, not a curated record. The transcript has 3 exons. NCBI's taxonomy places the organism in Eukaryota, Fungi, Ascomycota, Eurotiomycetes, Eurotiales, Aspergillaceae.